GAUCCAACGCAAGACGAGUCAAUCCGGUUUGUGUUUUGUUCGCCGAGUUCGAGUUUAAAGUUUUAGGUUUUAGUAGUCGUGGUUACAGUGAACUACUAUCGUGUAAACCCAAAAUUUUAGAAAGCAUACGGUGACUUUGAGGCUUUAACAAGUAGCCUCCCUACGCACCGAAGGCAAAAUGUUGGGCAGCAGCACAACCACUUCCUUCACCUUCGGCACCCCUGCCGCUGCCACGACAUCAUUUUCCUUUGGGACAAACAAGCCAUCCACUACGUUCAACUUUGGCACGCCACAGCCAUUGACGGGCUUGACAUCCACACCGGCCACUGUCACUGCAGCGCCAGCCACCACCACCACUGCCACAGCUGCUAUUACUCAAGCACCAGCACAGGCAGCUGGCACUGUGGCAUCAUCUUCCACAAUGCACUACCGGCUUCUGGAGGAGUCGGUCAAUCAAUGGAAGCUGGAGCUAGAAGAGCUUGAGAGGAACUUCAUCGACCAGGCCACACAGGUGAAUGCUUGGGACCGUUCUCUGCUAUCGAGCGCCGAGCGAGUGGGCCAGCUCAGCUCGUUGGUAGAGCAUGCACAGCUGGACCAGCAGCGGCUGGAACACGAGCUGGACUACGUGGCUGCCCAGCAAGGGGAGCUCGAGAGGCUUCUGGCACCUCUCGAGGCUGCAAUGAAGCAGGCACCUGCCCUGUCUGUACAGCAGCACGCUGACCUAGAGCGCGAACACACGUACCACAUGGCCGAGAACAUCAACUCCCAGCUGAACUCCGUGUCUCGAGACAUUAAGGACAUCGUAGAGCAGCUGAAUGCAGCCAAUGCAUUUACUGCGCAGGACAAACCGCUGCAGCAAAUCUCAAAAGUGCUGAACUCUCACAUGGACGCACUUAUGUGGGUGCAGCACAACUCAGGUGUGCUGCAGCAGAAGUUGCAAGAGUUGGAGCGUGCCUGCCAGCAGCAGAGAGCUGACCCGCUGCUGAAGCGCUGACACCCAGGCAACCCACUAGCCUCCUCAUUUCUGUGUUAAUAAACUGUUUUCAUCAUUGA
Molecule: messenger RNA, 1053 nt
Organism: Rhipicephalus microplus (southern cattle tick)
Lineage: Eukaryota; Metazoa; Arthropoda; Arachnida; Ixodida; Ixodidae
Product: nuclear pore glycoprotein p62
Biological process (GO): RNA export from nucleus; protein import into nucleus
Cellular component (GO): nuclear pore; nuclear pore central transport channel
Molecular function (GO): phospholipid binding; structural constituent of nuclear pore
Source: RefSeq, a predicted model, not a curated record